AUGCAGACCGAAGAAGUCCCGAUCUCAUUCCUCGUCCGGUUUGAGCCGGGUGUCAUUCCCCCCCAGAAAAUACGAUGGGAGCAGAUGCACAUACCCGUCGGUAGUGACGGCUUCAUACCCUCAGGGAAAAAGGAGUUCAUCGCGAACGAUGUCUACCCUAAGCUCACCCACCCCGCGCUAGUCACAGAGAGGCUCGAGACCGACCCCGCGGUCUUGCUGAUAUCAACUGGCGUGCGGCACAUUUCCGAGGCCUUCGACUUCCAAGCUCCCAUCAACGCAUGGGUACCAGUAACAACCAAGCUCGUCCCGAGCCCCACUUCCACUGGCACAACAGCGAAGGCCGUCUACGGCCUGCUCGUGCGAAUCCUCGAGCAAGGCGAGAAACCCGAGUUCCGGCAAGACGGGACCUUCGUGACCCUCGACCCCGCCCAGAUAGUAGAUCCCCAGAUGCACGGGCCACAGACGAUGCAGUCCUUCCUGAAUGACGGCAUGAAGCAGGAAAUUGCGCUCCGAUUCCCCUCCCGGGACGGUAAGAGCCUCCAGCUGGAACACUAUUUCGAAUGCCGCUUCGCUGGAAGACUUUUCCUCGAAUGCGCCAGCCGCUGCGCGAACGACUUCCGGGACGGCCUCUUCCUCCUCGACCGGUUGCUCAACAACCAGAGGAACCUCGCGUGGACGUCGGUGAGUCUCAACGCACUGAAAAAGAAAUACUUUUCAGGAGAUACCAUCCAUUACAACGACGAUGUCGAUAUCAUGAGAGAAUAUAUGUGCGCCGCGUCAAAGCGGUUUAAGGCCCUGGUCCUGGAAUUAGCGACGCAUUGCAUCUUCAAGUACGAGCAGGACUCGGUUGUUCUGCUGAUGUUGAAAGUUAUAUGGCAAACGCCUUUCUGCACUGGAGAUUGGGGCAAAUUCCUGAAACGUAGGACAGACGGAACGGUAGAGAAAUGGACCAUUGGGAUGUGA
This is a messenger RNA of Gloeophyllum trabeum ATCC 11539, 963 nucleotides long. RefSeq lists its product as uncharacterized. The transcript is spliced from 4 exons. Bases 1 to 963 code for a protein of 320 amino acids. The record is from RefSeq and is a predicted model, not a curated record. Lineage: Eukaryota; Fungi; Basidiomycota; Agaricomycetes; Gloeophyllales; Gloeophyllaceae.